AUGGCAGGAGUGAGGCCCCAAAGCAAUAGAGCUGACUCUGGACUCAAUCCUUCCGAUCGCCAUCCACUCCAACUAGACCAGCCUGCUCCACACGACCUGGAAGGGCCUAUGCAGCCUUCCAGUGACAGGUUUAUCUCCGUGUUCUCACCCACCAGGCCGCUUGGGUCUGCACUCCUGGACUUGCCCCGGGAACACAUAGUCAUCGAGCCAGGAUCCAUCAGUCCUUCUUCGGUAAGGGACAGUGAGGUUUUGGAAUCUGCCUCUCCCUCAGGGAGGCCAUGGAUGAAUGCUCCAGCUGGCCUGAUCCCAGGGCUUCAUCUCUCUUCUUCUUCAUUUCAGGGUCCAGUCCCAGAUUGCUGGAGUCCUUCAGACUCUCCGAGUGCAGAGAGCUAUGAUCCGUGGUCCAACUGGAGCCUUAAAGGCAGCAUGCUGGAGCCCCUUCCAGGCUCGCCACUGCAGCCUCUCCCUCCAUCUCCUCCUUCAAGUGCACAAGAAGAGCGGUCACUGAGUCCUGUGAGACCUACUGGUCCCCCAUGCAAGGCCAGGAGGCGCCUCUUCUAG
This is a messenger RNA of Rattus rattus (black rat), 561 nucleotides long. RefSeq names its product proline-rich protein 23B-like. NCBI's taxonomy places the organism in Eukaryota, Metazoa, Chordata, Mammalia, Rodentia, Muridae. The record is from RefSeq and is a predicted model, not a curated record. The transcript has 2 exons. Bases 1 to 561 code for a protein of 186 amino acids.